CAGGGCAUAUGCGUGAUGACGUCCACUUUUCCUGGAGUGACUGUUGUCGGCUUUGUACACUAGUCUUGCGUAUGACAGUUGGCAAAAGCAAGUAGGAUAUCUUUCACUAUAAACAACCAGAAAUGUUAACAUCUAUGAUGAAGCCACUGAACAUGGAGCGAGAACAUCCUGCGGGUGCUGGAUCCUAGAGCGAGAGUGAGUACUGGCCCUGUCUUUUUAUCACCAGCUCCUCCUAUGCUGACCUGCUGCCCUGCCAGUUUGCAAGGCUGUGAGAGUAAGAGUUUGGCGGUAGAGGUGGGUGUGGAGGGUUGGGGUAUCUGACAACCAGAGGGAGGACACUGACAGCCCAGCCAGAUGUCCUCGCCCUUUGUGCCUGUACCUGUCUCCAUCAGAGAUAGGACCCUGCCAGGGGCCAAUGGGAAGCCCAGGCGGAGCCCUCAGAGGACCUCAUCUUUGAACAGUGUCUCCAGCAGCUCUGAGUCCUCCUCCACUAGAGGCCCCGGGGAUGAGACCCUGGGCCCUGGCCGUGACCCUGGGAGGAGAGGGAAUCGAGUCGGAGGGCCUCGGUCCCAGAGCUCAGAGAGAGGCUGCUGCUUCACUUCUCCACCCUCCCUGUUGCAGUGUCAGAGCCCAGUGACCCGGGCCAGGCUGAACGGGCUGGGGCUGGAGCCCACGGUGGAGUACUCCACCUCCUCCCGGAUGAACAUGGAUCAGGAAUCACCACCAGAACCUCCAGGGUCCUCAGCCUGGGAGGAGAGGCCCAUCACCCCCACCGUGCUGGGCUACGAGGUCAUGGAGGAGCGGGCCAAGUUGACGGUUUAUAAGGUCCUGGUGAAGAAGACUCAGAACGAGAGUUGGGUGGUUUUCAGAAGAUACACUGACUUCUCCAGACUCAACGACAAGCUGAAGGAGAUGUUCCCAGGGUUCAGACUGUCUCUGCCUCCAAAGCGCUGGUUCAAAGACAACUACAACUCUGACUUCCUAGAGGACAGACAGCUGGGCCUGCAGGCCUUCCUACAGAACUUGGUGGCACACAAAGACGUUGCCAACUGCAUAGCAGUGCGAGAGUUCCUGUGUUUAGAUGAUCCACCAGGUCCUUUUGACAGUCUGGAGGAGAGCCGGGCAUUCUGUGAGACUCUGGAGGAGAGUAACUAUCGUCUGCAGAAAGAGCUGGUUGAGAAGCAGAGAGAGAUCAGUUCCCUCAAGAAGAGACUGGAGGAGAAGGACCAUCACAUCCACCUUCUGGAGAAGCGCCUCAACGGGGAGUCUCUGACCCCAGAGAGCCAGAGUGGGUUGUCAGCUCAGGGCAGUGAUAGCAGCGUAGACGCAGAUGGAGACGUGGAGUCAUCUACCGCCGAGGCAGACCAGGACAUUAUGUCAGAGGAGAACGGGAAGUGUGAGGCCCACCAGUCUCUGCGUCUCUCAGGGUGUUGGUGUGGGCCUGCCACAGGCAGCUCUCCGCCUGUCAUCGAGGUAACUCAGGUGUGUGACGCUCGGCUGGAGCACUGAGCCACCUGGGACAACUCUGCUCUUCCCUCAAUGCACCCCCCUCCCUUCCUCCUUCAUGACUGUGAUCACUGUUACUCAAGGAUCUUGGGACUGAAACAUUCUGAGGGUGGGGCUUUGGACGUGAUCCCCUCCAACAUCGUUUAGUUUGUUGGCAGGAUAGUUGAUCAACCCCCUGCCUUGCUGCUCAUUUAGACUUCCACAGACCCUGGCCACUGUUUUACAGAGAGAAUAUGAAUUGGCUGGGGGCACUUUAUUCAGUAACACCCCCAGGUCUUCCCAGCUGCCAGUUAAUCUGACUGGACUCAAGGAUACUGACAGGAGCAGAGUAGGGACACUUUAUCCCGUAACACUCCUUCAAUGGUUGAUUUGUCCCCAUGAAGUUGUGGAUCGAGUAAUUGAGGGACCUUGCAUAGACCUGCAGGGACACUUUACUAUGAAACAAACUUCUUCUUUUUUUCUUAACUGAGGGCAGUCCUCAGAUUCACCUAGUCAAUUUGCUAAUCAAAGCUUGAAGACAAUACAUCCACCUCAGAAUGGUGCAAUCAGACCACGUAGGAGGAAUGCAUACAUCUAAUGAACUGGUAACUGUAGCUAGUACUGUAGCUCAUUAGUUUAGUUCUUGGGGUUAGUUGGUUCCACACCUUAUCUGUACGAAACAGGUUUCCAGAGCCCCCAGAUCCUGUGGUCUCCCAGCCAAAGAGUGGAUGUGUCUGAAAUGACACCCUAUAUAGAACAGAGCCAUAUGGGUCCUGGUCAAAAGUAGUGCACUAAAUAGCCGGUAGGGUGCCUUUUCAGACACAACCAAAAACCUGGAGAGGGACUCCAACACCACCUUAAAGCCGAUUGGAUAAUUGGGUUUUGCAAUAUGAUGAACCAUAUGAAAAUCCAUAGACCGAGAAAUGGAACCUCACAUAGCUUGACUACCACAGCACCUCUGCAUCAGCACCACCCUGUGGCUAUAGCAGGUAUGACCACAGAUGAUGACUGGACAAGGACUGGCGCAUGGGAAUAUUCUGGCGUCGAUGAUGUGUUCGAGAUGGCGGGGAUUAACAUGUAAUUUCCUGUUAUUAUAAAGGUCAAGGCUGUUAUGGGGUGGUUGGCAGAUAUUUGGAGAAUGAUAGAGCUCAUGUCUUUUAGCUUGUCUACUAAUAUUGUCCUUGUAGUCACAUCUCAUUGCUUUAUACUGCCCAUCUGGCAUACAGUAUCUUCAACAAAAGUAGAACAGAAAGUAUUUGUGGGGGUGGUACAUCAAAUACAUGUUUUGUGUUAUUUUGGUUCUGUGAUAGUUUAGAUUUUUGACCCUAUACAUUGUUGAACUGACAUUUUGUUGAUUUGUCAUGUGUUGCUUGCACUACUAAACCUCAUCUCUGUGAAGGUCUAAACACAGAGUGAACCUUAACAUAUCAGUCUACGGGCCCCGUUGGAGAGAGCAUUGACAUCCUUAGCGUUCAGACACCUUGUUUAUCAUGUCAGUCCCACAUUCCAUGAAAUCACAUCUUUUAUGCCCAUAUUAACCUAAUUUCUACACUAAGAAAUGUAUUUUGCCUAAAUACAUUAGCAGAAGAAACCCAUU
This is a messenger RNA of Salvelinus sp. IW2-2015, 3082 nucleotides long. RefSeq names its product sorting nexin 16 (gene snx16). Gene Ontology annotation, cellular component: early endosome; extrinsic component of endosome membrane; late endosome. Gene Ontology annotation, molecular function: nucleic acid binding; phosphatidylinositol binding. The record is from RefSeq and is a predicted model, not a curated record. Gene Ontology annotation, biological process: protein targeting to lysosome; endosome to lysosome transport; early endosome to late endosome transport. Lineage: Eukaryota; Metazoa; Chordata; Actinopteri; Salmoniformes; Salmonidae.